Messenger RNA from Miscanthus lutarioriparius, 669 nucleotides. The record is from the annotation of a GenBank genome assembly. Lineage: Eukaryota; Viridiplantae; Streptophyta; Magnoliopsida; Poales; Poaceae.
AUGAGUCGAGGCGACGGCGGCGGCGAGACAGGCCUGGGAGGCAGCGGCGACGGUGCUGGCCCAGGUGGCAGCGUCGACGGUGCGGGCCCGGAAGGGCUUUUGGGCGCCAGCUCCAGGAGGACAAGGCCGCCGCGGCGGCCGUCAUCCACGACCCUGCGCUCAGCGUUGUGGGCUCGGGAGGCCGCACGUGCUGCCUGCUCCGAGGAGGACGAGGCCGCAACGGCGGCCGCCGACAAUGACUGUGCACUCGCUGCGUCGCGCAGCCACUGCGAGGCGAGGAGCCGAGGACUAGAGCGAGCACCUCGACUGCCUCUGCAGCAUCCUUGGUUGCGACCCCAAGAACCAAGGUGCAGUGAUAGCCGGCCCCGCACCAUCCUCGCCUAUGACCCCAAGACUGCUGGAUUCUUAGUUGCAUCAGAUGCUGCUAGAAUAGCACUUUUGAUUAGGUUGUUCAAGAUGCUAGCCAUAGCCUAUUUUCAGUGGCCAGGAGUCUGGAGGACCGACAGGAGCCUGCCGACUAAGCCUAUUUGUAGCAGUAGGCCUAUCGGCCUUCUAGAGACGACUAGUCCUAUCGACCAGCAGAUCUGUUCUCGGUGCCGGAGUGGCGGAGCUUGCCGACAGCCUUCAAGCUAUUCACUGGUGCGUGUACUGGUCUCUCUCCAGCCGUGA